UUAUUAAAUAACUAUAUUACUCAUUAAUAUAUUGCCUUUAAGACCAGUUCCUAAGGAACUGUUUGAAAUUUAUAUUUAUUAAUAAGCACUUAGUUUUUAUUCAAAUAUAAAAGCAACUGUAUUUAAUAAUAUUCUGGUUUGGAUCUAUGCAUCUGAAAUGAGAGGAGGGCUAAAUUUUUUUCAAAAAAUAUAUAAUUUUAAUUUUAGUAACUGCAUAAAUAUAAUAGGUUAUAAAAGAUUAUAGCAAACAAUAUUUGAUAAUAUUAUUAACAGUUUUAUUUAUAUGUUUAAUUUAUGAAUUUUGAGACAUGAUAUAUUUAUUAUAUAAAUAAAUAAUAAUAUAAAGCCCCUUAGCUCCCCUAUUUAUUCGUGCCUGAUAAUAUAAGUCUUUAGAGUUACUAUUUAUAACCUGAUGGAUAAUAGGUAACUGGAUUUAUAUUGUAUACAAAUUAAUGUAUAUAAAAAAUUAAUUGAAUGUAUUAUUUACAUUUGAGAAUUCCAAUCAAGUUAUUAUAUUUUUUUUUUUUCAUUUGAACAUUCAUAUUUAACAUUCCAGGAAUAAAUUUUAUCACUUUAGUAGCAGAAAGAAAAGAAUUCAGUUUAAAAAUAAAAUUUAAUAAAAGUUAAUUAUGAUUUAUGGCUUAUGACCAUAUAGGUGAGAUGAUUGUACAUUUGUACAUAAUACUAUAAUAGAUCUCUUAUCACUAGGUCUAUGAUUGUAAAAAAUAUACAAAAAAAUUGAAUCAUAUGAAUUGAAUAUGGUUCAAGAAAAAAAAAAUAAAAAAAGUAAUGUUAUUUGUAACGCAUUACUUUAUUAAUGAAAAAGUAAUGUAACGUGAUAAAAAUAAUUUUAGGUAACGCAAAUGUAAUUUAAAUAAAAAUAUUUGAAGUAACAAGUAACGUAAUUUCAUUACUUUUUAAAAGUAAUUUACCCAACACUGACUAUAGUUGACAGUAGAACUUAUAUUUUUUGAAAAAGUAAUAAGAAUACAGGCAUGGUAAUAUUUUAUAAGCGUUCAAAUUUUGUCGAAACCACAGUUAAUUUGUAGUUCAAAACUUAUAAAAUAUUAAAUUUGUAUAAGCUAAGACUAGAAAAUGUAAUACAAGGUCUUUCAUACAAGUAGUUCAUACUUUUACCGAAAAAUUACAGAUCAUUUUUGGAAAAUUGGUAUGCAAAUACAAUGUUUUUUUAAAAAUGAAUUCAUUUUAGUAAGAGGUAUAUGAAAUUUACGUCUUGCUUACUAUAGUUGAUAGUUGAAACUUGAUAAAUAUUUUUUUUUUUAUAGUAAUUAUAAUACGGCAAUGGGGGGGCUUCAGCCCGUUAGCCCCCCCCCCUUUUGGACGCCACUGUUGUGUACUUAUUAAUUACAUUAUUAUUAGUUAUAGUGGUAACAAUACUUAUUAUUAUUAUUAUUAUCAUAUGUGGUAAGAAGCACAUUAUUAUGUAACAAGAUGAUUUUCAUCAGUUGUGAAAUAUACAUAAAAACUUAAAAUAAGGCAUCAUGGCAUAUAAUCGACCUGCAAAUUUAAAACUUACAGGCAAUUUAAAUUACAAUUUCAAGAUUUUGAAACAAGAAAUUGAAGUAUAUUUUAUGGCAACUGAAACAAACACCAAAAGACAGGAAGUUCAAGUGGCAAGAUUACUAAAUUUAUUAGGACCAGAUGGUUUAAAGCUAUACAACACGUUUAAAAUUGAUGUUGUGACUGUGGACAAUAUUUUCAAGUCAUUGGAAGAAUAUUGUGUCCCAAGGAAAAAUAAGUGAUGGAGCACUACAAGUUCUUCACACGUAAACAAGCCGAAGGUGAACCAUUUGACAAAUACUAUGCAGGUAGUUCUAGGAAUUAAUGACAAGGAAUUACAGUCUAAAUUAUUAAGAGAAGAUUUACCAUUGAGAACAGUCAUUCAAUAUUGUCAAGUAGUAGAGCAAGCUUACUAUUGUCGCUUUGUGCAGAAAGAAAAUCAACAAAGCAGUGUCGACCAAAUUGGAAAAGACAAGAAUGGGCGUUUCAAGUCUCAGGAGGCAUAUAAAAGAAGUCAACAUCAACACAAAGUAAAGAACGAUGAAAAUAAAAAAUACAGUGACUGGAGUGAAGGCAAGUCUAACAAUGCUGAGGGAAAAUGUGAAGAUGAGGAUAGUAAAACAUAAAAUAGAGACUGUAUCUAGAGCUUGUAUCUAGAACUAGAAAAGGAUGUAUAAUUAAAAAAGUAAUAAGAUAUAAUUAAUGAUGAUUAUGUUAAUGCAUAUAAAAAAAAAAAAAAAUCAUUUAUUAAAAACUGUUUCUUUUUCUUAUAUUCAAAUAUAUUAACUUUUUAUAUUAUACUUUGUAUUGUGUAUAUUACGUAAACAUCAUUAUUAUGCAAAUUAUGUACAAAUAUUACUAUGAUUUGUUUUACUUAGUUGUUUUCAAAAUUCAUUUUGUAUUUUAUGUUUAUCAGUUUUGUUAUAUUUAAUAGUUUUAUUAUGUCAUUUUUUAUUUAAAAAAUUAUUUUUAAAAGGGGAGAUGUUACGUACAUUAUUAUGUAUCAAGAUGAUUUAUAAAAGUAUUAUCAGUUAUGAAAUUUACUUAAAACAUAAAAUAAAUCAAAUUCAUUGCCAUAUUAUGUGUUGUUCAAUAAUUAAUUAUUCAUAUUUUUAAUAGUUAUUAUUUGUUUUCAU
Molecule: messenger RNA, 2657 nt
Organism: Metopolophium dirhodum (rose-grain aphid)
Lineage: Eukaryota; Metazoa; Arthropoda; Insecta; Hemiptera; Aphididae
Exons: 2
Coding region: 1824-2147 (107 amino acids)
Source: RefSeq, a predicted model, not a curated record